Molecule: messenger RNA, 2064 nt
Organism: Durusdinium trenchii
Lineage: Eukaryota; Dinophyceae; Suessiales; Symbiodiniaceae
Source: the annotation of a GenBank genome assembly
UCACAGAUCUGGUUCGCCACCGUGGCACCUGUCCGCCAUGCAGCGUGGCGCGCGGCCACGCAUCAGCACCGCAAGCUCGAAGGCGUCAUCGGCCUUGCACUCCCUCCACAGCGGCGCUGGUGCGCCCGUGCACCGCCGUGGCUCCGCUGGCUCGCUGAGCUCGAACACGCCCGUGCACCGCCGCAGCUCUGCCAGCGCUCUCCGGAGGGCCUCCUGCCGCGGCGGAACUGGGCUGGUCACUGUGGCCCCCAUCGGCACCCCUGUGGAGCUGGGCCAUUUGCAAGAUGCGCGAGAGUUCUUGCUGGAGAUCAAGCAAGAUUUGUUGGGCGGAGGUGAAGGUGAAGAUGAAGGUUCACGGCCGGCGUCUCCCAGCAGACAAACGCUCACAGGCGAACUUCCACGACCGGAGGCGAAGACCUACAUGACCGCGUUGCAACGUUUGGAACUCCAGCGCUUGCUCCACUCCAAAGGCUGCGGCGGAGAGGAGACUCUGCAACGUUUGGGCGAGCUUUGUCACAAGAUGCAUUUCUUCAAAAGGCUAACAGAGCAGCAGCUCAAGGAGUUUCUCAUUGCCGCGGAGUAUUUGGAGAAAGACACGGCAGAGAUCAUCUACCGCGAUGGAGACCCUACAGGUCACGUCUAUGUGGUGCUCAACGGCUCCGUGGUCAUCCACCGGGCCCUCCCGUGCGCAGGUCGCGCGUUUGUCUCGAGCUGCUUUGAUGGCCGUGCCUUUGGGGAUGGCUGGGACUACACGAGCAAUCAGUCGUUUCGUUGCACCACGGCCGUGGCACAGGAGAUGUGCUUCUUGUUGCGCUUGGACACAGCGACGUACCGAGAGAUCCUGCGAAAGGGCGAGGUGUGUUCCGAUCGAGCGGCAGCCCUCAAGGAGCUCUCCUUUCUAAAGGACUGCAGUGCCAAUGAACUGGAAUCCUUGCUCCUGAUGCUGGAAUCUGUGACCUUCCACUAUUUGGCACUGGUGAUUCAUGCGCUCCAGACGCCAGUGGCUUGCCAUGUGCUGCGACAAGGCCGCUGUGAGCUUCGUGCCUUUGGGAUCGAGGUGAAGGAGCUUCUCCCAGGCGCAUUCUUUGGUCUCGGGGCCUUGGUGGGCCUGGAUUAUGGCGCUCGGAAGGGCAUUGAGAUCAUUGUCAGUUCCAUGACUGCCCAGUUCUACUUGAUCAAAAGGAAGUCGCUGCUGCCGUUGCCCGAUGUCGUCCAGGACAGCAUCCUGAAACAUGUCCGGGACAUGGUGGAGGCGCAACAGGACCCACUUCAAGACGACGGCCGGGAGGUCACGCGCUUGGAGCGCGAGUGGCGCAAGAAGAAGCAACGGAGCUUGGCGGAGGUGCGCCGCACCUCGCAGAAGCGCAAGCCGUUCAAAGCCACACCUCGGGUCUGGCAUCCACCGGGGCAAGCAAGGCCUCUCUCCGCGGGAGCCACCUGUCCGGCUCCGCGCUCGCGCCCGGCGUCGGCGGCGAGCCGAAGUGGUCGAGGCGGCGCGGCGUCUCCUCGGCGCAGGUCGAUGGACUCCUGCGCCAGCGGGGGCGGCGCCCCGACCUCGUCUCGGCCAAGCCGGAGCAUCGUGAAGUUCUCCAACUCCAUGAGCAUGAGCCGACAGAUCUCAAGUCCUAUGGGUCGCUCUCAGCUGCAGCUGCCAGCAUUUGCGGAUGAUGGGCGGCCGAUGGCCGUCUUCGGCCGCACACUGGAGGGCUUUACAAUGCUCUCCUACCCCGCCCCUCUGUCGCCGCUGCACGUCGAGAACCACUUUCUCCCAGACACUGGCUGACCCGCGAGCAUCUGUGAGCGGCUUGGUCGCAGGAGACCCGCCCGCGGCCUCCCCGUCUGAAAACGGAUGGAAGACGGCUCCGGACGUAGACCUCGACCUCCAGGCGGCUCUGGUGCACUGUACAAAAGGAAUGGAUCCCCAAAGGAAUGGAUGUUUGGGAUCCACGGGAACCACUCCCUGGAACUCACAUGAACCACGCGGCUGGCGCGUCGGAUGUUCGAAACGCGCUAGAUGGCAUGGGGAAGGAGAUGGAAGGGCAUUGGGUGCAAUUCCGAAGACCA